ACCAUGAGAGGCAUUAUGAGAAGAAUUCCUAUUAAGACGGUGAGACCGCUUAAUCGAGGAAUUCACCAAAGCUAUAGAAAAUUUAAUCAAGUGCGAUCACCAAUUGAAGAGUAUGAGUUCAAGAUUAAAGAAGGAAAGUUACGAGAUGAUCCAUAUCAAAGAAAGAUUAUAACGAACUUGUCGCUACUUCAUGGUAAGUUGAACGGAUAUGAGCCACCAAAGGUGGAGACCCCGUCGAUCAAUAGUUUAAAACCCAAGGUUGGAAUUCUGAAAAUAUUUAAUUCAUUUUUUGGAUCUAAGGACAGUAUAAAUUUAGGUAUUAAUGAUAUAGCUGCCAACGAAAUUAAAGGAAUAUAUCUUUAUGGGGAUGUUGGGUGUGGUAAGACCAUGUUGAUGGAUUUAUUUUAUCAAACCGUGCCUCAACACUUACCGAAGAAAAGAAUACAUUUCCAUCAAUUUAUGCAACAUUUACAUAAAAGAUCACAUUUACUUAAAGUUGAGCAUAAACAUAACGAUUUAGACGUUAUACCUUUAUUAGCUAGUGAGAUUGCACAAGAACUGUCGGUGUUAUGUUUUGACGAAUUCCAAGUUACUGAUGUAGCGGAUGCAAUGUUAUUAAGAAGAUUAAUGAUGUUAUUAUUGAGUCCAGAAUAUGGGGUUAUAUUAUUUGCUACGUCCAAUAGAGCCCCCGAUGAUUUAUAUUUGAAUGGGAUUCAACGAGUAUCAUUCAUUCCAUGUAUCCAAUUAAUCAAAAAACAAACCAUUGUUAUUUAUUUAAAUUCCCCAACUGAUUAUAGAAAAAUCCCUAAACCAAUUCUGUCAGUGUAUUAUUAUCCCAAACCAGGAAUUAAGUAUACCAGUAAGAAAAAUAUAAUCAAUUGUGAAAAACAUAUUAAUCAAUGGUACGAGUACUUCAAUUCCGGGAAUAAGAACAAGGAUAUUACAUUAGAUUAUAAAUUAACCGUUUGGGGUAGAGAAUUAAAAGUACCUAAAAGCUCCUUCCCAUACGUUGCCCAAUUCACCUUCAAUGAAUUAUGUGGGAAACCGUUGGCGGCAGGAGAUUAUUUAACUUUGGCAAAUAGCUUCCAGUCUUUCAUUAUCACCGAUAUACCUUAUUUAAGUACGGAUGUCAGAGAUGAAGUAAGAAGAUUCAUCACUUUCCUAGAUGCAGUUUAUGAUGCUCAUGGUAGAAUUGCAGUCACUGCAGCUGCAAAUUUCAAAGAUUUAUUUGUUGAACCAGAAGACUUGAAAAGAGGCAAUUUUCAACUAUAUAAAAAACAAUUACAUUCCGGUAAUGAAGAGACUUUUGAAAACGACGAUUUGGUCACUAAACAUGGCUUUGACAAAUCAGUAGCUAAAAAGGCUAGCAUGUUUGCCAACGAUGAAGAACGCUUUGCCUUUGCCAGAGCCUUGAGUAGAUUAUCCCAAAUGAGUACCACCGACUGGAUUGAUAACGUUAGGGAUAUCUAAAUAAUCUAAUAUAUUACUUUAUACUUUAUACCUUAUACCGUGGCUCAUCAUCUGCAACUCGGUGUAAAUCAAAGGGUACCUCCGUACAUCACUAUAUACACCUCCGUACACCGAUUUUAACCCUGCACCAACUUAUAUUGUACCUCCCGGAAUGUUCGUUAAACCAUCGUAUACCUAGCACCAUUUCGUCUAAAUAUGUAACAUCUGUCAAUUCCAAAGCUUUGUACUAAUAUAUACUACCUAACAGAUGAAUGCUUAAGUAAUCCUGAAAUUGGUAAAGCUCCU
This is a messenger RNA of Hyphopichia burtonii NRRL Y-1933, 1755 nucleotides long. RefSeq lists its product as uncharacterized. The record is from RefSeq and is a predicted model, not a curated record. The transcript has a single exon. Gene Ontology annotation, molecular function: ATP binding; ATP hydrolysis activity. NCBI's taxonomy places the organism in Eukaryota, Fungi, Ascomycota, Pichiomycetes, Serinales, Debaryomycetaceae. Gene Ontology annotation, cellular component: cytoplasm; mitochondrion. Bases 4 to 1470 code for a protein of 488 amino acids. Gene Ontology annotation, biological process: protein quality control for misfolded or incompletely synthesized proteins.